UUACACCUGGACUAAAGAUGUAUAAGGAGUUGUCCAACCCAUCAUAAAACCCAUGUCCAAGUGAAGUCAAAAUGCUCAGCUUCUUACACCUGUUAAACAUGCUCUCCUUCCAAAUAGGUCACACCAUCGACCUUAGACUUGUCCAAGUGGGGGAAGUAGUAAAAAAAAAAACAACAACAAAAACCUGUAAGAUUAUGCAAGAUGAGCAUCGCAUCAAUCACUUCACAAAUGUUAUCUCCUCCCCGCCUGGAUCAAAUGAAUACCGAUCUAGUUGUCAAGGAACUGCAAUGUCCAUUUUAUUUGUCUGUAGCUCUGGCACACUUCCAAGUUUUACCAUAACAUGUAUCAUUAUGGUUAUAGUCCAUUGCUGUAUCGUACAAUGAUGUUCGUGCAUCCAAACCCCUACAUGCCUUACACCAAUGGAAGGUUCCAAGAUGCUCCUGGGGGCUUUGUUUUACCUCCAAUACAGAUGCACAAUUUCAGCAGCCGACCUUUUCCGCUCUUUGAUGGGCAAGUGUAUUAUCCCCAGGAAUUUACAAAAGGACAUCGAGAAUAUCACCAUUUUUAUGGUGUAAAUCCUUACUAUGCUCUUCCAAACUGGUAUUACCCUAGAUACAGUGGGGUACCACCAUAUAACCAUUCAAAGAACUAUAACAACAAACAUAUUAAACCGAACAGAUGGCCAGAAGGCUUUACCAUAAAAGGAGAGCUUCACUGGGGAAAACUAGAGAGAGUGUUUGGGAUGAAACGGGAACUUCCAGAAUUUGUCAAAGAUGACCUUCGUAGAGUGUAUGGUACUUACCCUAGGACAUUUGUUGCUAUAACUUAUCAGAAUGGUGAAUUUCUUGUUAAAGGUGAUCCCAAGAUUGAGGAACAGGAGUACACUGUUGAAAAGAAAGUUGUUCAAAGGGAACCAACUCCCGCCAAUUCUGAGGAUGGCAUAAGUGAAAGAAAGCAGAGCAAGAAGAAAAGGAAAGGAAGGCGUUGAUUUGAAUAUUAUAUGAGGUGGACUGAGUAUAAUAGUCUCAUAUUUAUAAAGGAGGAAGUGGCACUUUAAAACACCAAGAGCCAUGAAUAACCUGUAAAAUAGCUCUUAGUAACGUCAUCAGUUGUAAUAAUAUCACUUGUGUCACAGAGUCACUGAAACUUGUGUUUUAAAAAAACAAUUCUACCCCUGUUAUUAAAAAAAGGAUAUCAUGUCACCUCGGCGCUCCAUAAAAUGUAUAAAAGCACUUGGCCUGCAGCAUUGUGCCAAAAUGUGCUCAUGCAUCUCCAAAGUACAUUCUAAGUUUGCUAUAUUUUGCAAAGCAGGGGCAUUAUUCCCUAUAUUGAUAAAGUAUACAUGUUGUAUAGUUGUCUGCUUAAGUAAAUGAUUGGUUUAUCAUG
Messenger RNA from Xenopus laevis (African clawed frog), 1386 nucleotides. RefSeq lists its product as uncharacterized. The transcript is spliced from 2 exons. The coding region runs from base 341 to 988 and encodes 215 amino acids. NCBI's taxonomy places the organism in Eukaryota, Metazoa, Chordata, Amphibia, Anura, Pipidae. The record is from RefSeq and is a predicted model, not a curated record.